Colletotrichum orchidophilum is the source of this 1779-nucleotide messenger RNA. Its product is annotated as HET domain-containing protein. The record is from RefSeq and is a predicted model, not a curated record. NCBI's taxonomy places the organism in Eukaryota, Fungi, Ascomycota, Sordariomycetes, Glomerellales, Glomerellaceae. Bases 1 to 1779 code for a protein of 592 amino acids. The transcript has a single exon.
AUGAAGCUCCUCAACGCGACUACUCUACGGCUCCACGAGUUCUUCGGCUACAGCAUUCCAUUCUAUGUAAUCCUCUCGCACACCUGGGAUGAAGACGAGGUGACCCUGCAAGACAUUGCCAAUUCUUCUUACGCCACCAAGAAGGGGUUCGCCAAGGUCCGCGCCUGCUGUGCUCAGGCUCUUCGGGACGGCUUCACAUGGGUUUGGAUCGAUACGUGCUGCAUCGAUAAAACCUCGAGCGCCGAUCUCUCUGAAGCCAUCAACUCCAUGUUCAGCUGGUAUCAAAAUGCGACCGUCUGCUACGUCUUCUUAAGCGACUUGCCAGCCCAAAAGCCCGGCCGGUUGGACUACUUGGCAUUUAAGUCAACCAAGUGGUUUACAAGAGGUUGGACCCUCCAAGAGCUGUUGGCACCGAGGCGUAUCGAAUUUUACGACUGUGACUGGAAUGAGGUUGGGACAAAAUGCUCUCUCGAGUAUCUCAUACACACCAGCACCGGUAUUCGACGCGACGUCCUGUCCCACAACACGCUCAUCUCUUCUUUACCCGUAGCCGAGCGUAUGUCGUGGGCUUCGAAAAGGAGAACCACGAGGCAGGAAGACAUUGCGUAUUGCCUCCUUGGCAUUUUCGACAUUCACAUCCCGCUUUUGUACGGCGAAGGAGACCGCGCUUUUGCCCGUCUUCAACAGGAAAUUAUACGCACCUCGGAGGAUUUGAGCAUUCUCCUAUGGACGCAGAUUUCGCCUCUGGCAGACCGAUCAGGAGGCGUUCUUGCACAGAGUCCUGAUGUUUUUGAAAAGAUUCGCCUCUACUAUUCUGGUAAUUCGCAUGGCCAUGGCCAUGACCAAGACCUCGAUCUAAAUUGGAAUCAAAUCAAACGUCUCAAAUACCUCCACAGUGCCUCCUCGUCCCGGUCCGAAACCGAGCUUCCUGCCCCCGGAAACCCAAGAGCGGGAUCCAAGACGGUGCCACCCACCAUCACAAGUCGAGGUCUGCACGUUCAGCUGCCAGAGGUCUACCUCUCACCCAACUCUACCCAGGCCCGCUACUUGUGGACUCGAUACAUCCUCACUAUUUCAGAUGCCGGAUGCGCGAAGGACUGUUACUUGUGUAUUGAAGUUAAGUGCGUCGACCCUGAAGACGGGCUAUACGUUAGAUCUAGCAUAGGUCACAUCCUCGCUCUGCCAAUGACGACCGGAAUUGACAGCGCGGAUCCUGAGCCGCUGUACCUAUCAAUGGAAAGUCCUCUUGCUCUAGCGGGGGAAGCGCUCGACCAACACUACCCUGCCGGCCAAGCACCGAUAAAGACUUUUACGAUAUUCCUGGAGGGAAAGCACCCUCUUGCUCUGCAAGUCCACAAGUCCGACCCAGUAGGCCAACACUUUUCCGCCGGCAGCCCUGCCUCCAAUCGCUGGAUUUAUCAGGCUACGCAGCGCAAUGCUACAUAUAUCUUGCUCCGCAUCACCGAGACUCUAGAUUCCGUUAUGAGGACGUUUGUACGCGACGUCGUGGUCGGAGUCCGUCUGGAGGCAGAUGGCCGGACGAUGACGUGCAGUCUGGGCACGGAUCAGCCUCAGAUGCUGGAGUUUGCCGACUAUAGCGCGGGCAUACAGGCUGAGUCCUGGCGCAGGAUUAGAAACUCCUUCAACGGUACUUCGUGGUCUGAUCGGUCUUUCCAGAUCCUCUCGGGGCAGCGGUUCAUACUCAGGGCCGCCGUCAAACCUGGCGAGGCCUACUGUGUCCUUGUUCUUCGAGUUGAUCAGUGGGACGCGUUGCCAUGA